Molecule: messenger RNA, 846 nt
Organism: Blepharisma stoltei
Lineage: Eukaryota; Ciliophora; Heterotrichea; Heterotrichida; Blepharismidae
Source: the annotation of a GenBank genome assembly
AUGGAAUGUGGAGUUUGCUUAAACGAAUAUGAUUCUCGUAAUCAUGUUCCUACCUUGCUUGACUGUGGGCACACAUUGUGUAGAAACUGUAUAGAAGAUCUCCUCUCAUCAGAGCAAAAACUGUGCCCUAUUGAUAGAAAUCCAAUCGGCACCCGAUUAGUUCCGAACUAUGAAUUACUAAGCCUACUAGAGCUCAGAUGUCAAAAUCCUAUAAGAAAUCUUAACGAAAACGAGUUGAAAUGCAAAAAUGGUCAUUUUUUAGCCUGCAGUGAAGAUUUUAAAGCAGAAUACGAAGGCGCAGGUUUAAUGUUUAAGUGCAAACUUUGCAAACGUGAAAUAAACGAUGGCUGAUUAUGCAAAUUUUGUGUAUUUCCUAUAUGUGAUGAGUGCAAAAGAUGGUCAACUGAUACACAAGAGAUCAAUGACCCUGGAAUCGUUUGUGUAAAAAAUCAUAAAAUCCGACUCACUCCAAAUGCUGAAGAAUGGAACUCGAGGAUCGGAAGAUGAAAAAAUGGGAAAUUUUUAUGUGAUACUUGUCUUGUUAAAAAAACUGGGGCUAGUGCUCAAUGCCGAACCUGCAAUUUUGACAUGUGUGCUGAUUGUUUAUAUAAAUUAAGACAAGUUUUAUCAAUGGUUGAAUACUUAAUUUGCAAAAAUAAGCAUCCGCUUGUUUGGCUUCCUGAUUUUGUUACAUCAAGAAAUAAAGACUUUGCUUGCAAUGGCUGCAAGAAGAGGUUUAAUAAAUCGGGAAGCUUCAACUGUGGGCUUUGUAGAUUUGAUUUAUGCAUUUUAUGUGCAGAAAGCAGAAUUGUUAAAAUGAGAAAUUCUAUUCAUGAAUUGUUAUAA